Penicillium atrosanguineum is the source of this 621-nucleotide messenger RNA. RefSeq names its product PaaI family thioesterase. The record is from RefSeq and is a predicted model, not a curated record. Lineage: Eukaryota; Fungi; Ascomycota; Eurotiomycetes; Eurotiales; Aspergillaceae. The transcript has a single exon. Bases 1 to 621 code for a protein of 206 amino acids.
AUGGCGACCAAACAAGCCCGAUCACCAGUCCACUACAUCCCCGACGAUGAGAUCUCAAAGGAGGUCGAACAGCAGCUCCAAAUGCACCCUUUCACCCAAUCUAUCCGCUCAAAUAUAUCUUUCACUGAAAAGCGAUUCUACGAAAGCAUCCCAGAAGCUACUCGGACGCUCAUGCUCACUACCGGGAGCCUAUUAGGACCGGGAAAGAUCAUUGUGCCUCCACUUUCCUUUCGCGACAAGAAUGGCAAGACUCUCUUUCUAGUCUUCUAUCUCGGGGCUGCUGUAUGCGGUUAUCCUGGAGUUGUACAUGGCGGUCUAUUGGCUACGAUCCUAGAUGAAGGAUUGGCAAGCUGCUCUUUUCUCUUGUUUUCGGAUAGAAUCACAGUGACGGCUAAUCUGAAUGUCAAAUUCCGGAAGCCAGCCCCGACGGAUAAAUUUUAUGUACUGAAGGCAGACGUUCUGAAGGUGGAUGGAAGUAAAGCGUGGAUAGAAGGAAAAAUUGGAAUCCUUGGGCCCAAUGCAGGACAGAUUGGAAGCUUUGAUGACGGUGAAGUAGUUGCGGAAGCCAAAGGGAUUUAUCAAGCGCCAAUUACGCGAGGAAGGCUACGUGCAAUGAUUUAG